GUUUUCCCACGUGUUGCGACAGGGGGAUGGGUUCAAAAAAAAAUUGUGUUAAUAGAUGAUCUUCACGUAUACCUCUUCAAGUCAACUGGACAGGUAGGUAACGAUGGCCACAUCGUCCUUUCUAAUGAAUACUAUAUCAUUUUAUCAAGUUCCAAUUGAUGUCUUGUCAAAUGGCUUUGUGAAUACCCAGGAAUUUGAUUUCUCGUGUAGAGCUCGGAUCGUUGGGGUGCUCCAGCAAAAUGGAUGGUCUUAUGUCUCGCACGGUUGCAGCAGGAAGUUAGACAAAUCAGGUACUUCACUCCGGUGCAACAGAUUCCUAUCGCCAAACGUGACUUGGAUUUUCAGGUCAUGUGUUGAGGUUAGUUGUUUGACAAUGGCGAAGAUAGUGCUUUGUUUGUCGUGUUUCACACAGAGAUGACGAAACUCACCAAGAUAGAAGCAUCCUCACUAGCUCUCGAAGAGCGGUGGCGUGUUGGAUCUAACAAGAUGCCUAGAAGAACUUCCUGGCAAGCAAUGCCUCUUUCAGAUUCAGAUCACACUUUACAAUUUCACUCCCAACAACCGCACCUUAAUAGUAUCUGCAAUUUGAGGAUGUAGCAGUGAAGAUUUAUUCAGGGGUAAGCUAGCUUAGUAAGUUAAAAUAACAUAGUCAACAGGGGUGAUCUGAAAUAACUUAUCCACCAUUUAGUUCUAAUAUCAAAGCAGCAACACAUCCCUAUAAGCGGCAGGGCUGAUUACACAACCACCUGCUUUUGGCAGCAACUCGGUGGAUGAGGCUACAAAAGUGGUGGAUGUUGAUAAACCAACACACCUAGCUUUGGAGACGAUGAUAAAAUCCGCAAACGCCCCUCCGAGUGAAUGUUGGAAGUAUAGCAAGUCGUCUUUUACACUAAGUUUUCUUAUCCUCCCCUAUAAACUCUACGCAAUAACUCUUUCCCUUUGUUUGUUAUUUUUGUUUUUUUUUUUUAAAUUCCCUGCAACAAGCUCCAUGUGAGAACAAUGUUAUUUCAAUUUAAAUUAAGGGAAGGUUGACUGGC
Messenger RNA from Eruca vesicaria subsp. sativa (arugula), 1037 nucleotides. The record is from the annotation of a GenBank genome assembly. NCBI's taxonomy places the organism in Eukaryota, Viridiplantae, Streptophyta, Magnoliopsida, Brassicales, Brassicaceae.